AUGGACACCCAAAAUGUCAAAGGAAAGACCGCUAUUAUCACCGGGGGUGCAAAUGGCCUUGGGGAGGCAUAUGUUCGUGCUCUUGUCGCAGCAGGGGCGAUAGUGGUGAUCGGUGACCGUGACGUUUUAAGAGGACGAAAACUUGAAAAAGAGCUGAAAGGGACAAAAUACAUCGAGUGCGAUACUGCCAACUGGGAUGACCAAGUCCGUAUGUUCCAAGAAGCAGCUUCGUUCUCUCCGACCGGCAAAGUAUCUUUUGUGGUCGCGAAUGCUGGCAUUCACCGUCAGGAUGAAGUCUUUUCAUACGCCGGCGAUGGCAAAACGCCCGAAAAGCCUGAUCUCGCUACCAUCAACGUCAAUCUCAUCGGAACUCUAUAUACCUCAAAGCUUGCAUCACAUUACUUCAUUGCGCAGAAUGGCCAAGAGCCAUCCCAGUCACAGGAGGACACCUGCUUGAUUUUGGUAGGGUCAGGUGCAGCCUUUUUGGAUUGCCCCCGAGCUCCUCAGUACUGUGCCACGAAAUGGGCUAUGCGAGGUAUCAUGCAUUCCCUGCGGAGAACAGCCUUUUACUACGGGAGUCGAGUAAACAUUAUAUCGCCUUGGUAUGUCAAGACAAAUAUACUCUCUGAGGAGGCCUUUGCACACAUCACCAGCGUAGGUGUUCAAUUCGCAGAAGCUUCCGAGACAGGAAAAUGUCUGCUGCACAUUCUCAGUGACAGCACCAUCAACGGUCGCUCUUUCUUUGUCUCUGGCAAGAAAUGGUCUCCGAAGGGAUACAUGGAUCUAGAUCUUGAGGAUUACCAAGGGAACGCUUUAGUUGAGAGUAUCCAGGAAGAUCAAGUCAAAUCGGCUCCCGUUGAAAUGGGGCUUUUCAUUUAG
Molecule: messenger RNA, 879 nt
Organism: Penicillium odoratum
Lineage: Eukaryota; Fungi; Ascomycota; Eurotiomycetes; Eurotiales; Aspergillaceae
Product: putative short chain dehydrogenase/reductase
Exons: 5
Coding region: 1-879 (292 amino acids)
Molecular function (GO): oxidoreductase activity
Source: RefSeq, a predicted model, not a curated record